This is a messenger RNA of Acipenser ruthenus (sterlet), 2883 nucleotides long. Its product is annotated as E3 ubiquitin-protein ligase TRIM39-like. Gene Ontology annotation, molecular function: protein binding. Bases 152 to 1537 code for a protein of 461 amino acids. Lineage: Eukaryota; Metazoa; Chordata; Actinopteri; Acipenseriformes; Acipenseridae. The record is from RefSeq and is a predicted model, not a curated record. The transcript is spliced from 12 exons.
UCAGUUUCGAUUUGAAUCACAAGUCGUUCAGCGAGCCAGUCAUACAGGAGCACAGGAAGCGCUUUCCAAACCCGCCCGUGUUGUGUCCCGAUGUGAGGAGCGCUGAGACAGGCUCGCUUUUCUAAAGCUGUGUGGAUGAUCAGUUCAGAAGAUGGAAAAGAAAACUGCAGACGUGGAAACAGUUACAGGUGCAUCAGGAAUCGUCAGUGUUUCUCAGAGUUUUGGCAGUUUCGACCGUGACUACAAGGGUAUAAUCCCUGCACGUGAUGCCAAGUCUCUCAGUUGGAGUAGACCUACUUUCAGCAACCCUAAGAUUCCUGGUUUGCUGAGGAGAGUUUUCAAGGGGGGGUCUGAUAGAAAGUCCAGACAUCAAGAGGUUGGUGAAUGGAGCCUGGAAGAGUGUCGACACUCCAUCAUGGAGCUGGCAAAGGAGAUGAACAGAGUCUUGAAGAACUCUGCCAUUCCUACCCCUGUGUCCAGUGAGGAUACGUGCAGCCUGGAAGAGUGUCGCUGCUUCAUCAUGAAAUGGGCUGACGAGUUGGACAAGCUGGUCCAGACACCAAAGCAAAGCCAGAGUGCUGGACAGGUUGAGCAAAGAAAAGGAGCAGAGCUGAGAAACAAAGAGGAUCUCCCAGGACCAGAGAGGGAGGAGCUGAGUGAGGGGGCGGGGCACAACCAGGGGGAGCAGCUGAACCAAGAGGAGGAGCAAAGACUGAAGGACGGUCAUGACAUCAUCAUGCAGUGGGCAAGAGAGCUGAAGACAGUGCCAGAGAACUCUGUCUCAGCGGGGGAGGCUGUGGAACAGGGUCUUGCAGAGCUGGUGAAGGAGUGGAAACGAGGCAAGCUGAGUAACAUCUUACCCAUCAUGGAGUUCAUCAUGUGGACCCUGAUCAAGGAGGAGGCAAAGGGAAUGCUGAAAUCUCAGAAUAUUGGUGCUGGGAGAUGCAUCCCUGAUUUAGCCUGGCAGUGGAUUCACAAGGCAUCAGUUGAUGUGACUCUGGACCCUGAUACAGCACACCCCGAGCUCAUCCUGUCUUCGGAGGGGAAACGAGUGAGAGAGGGAGAGACACGGCAGAGUCUCCCUGACAAUCCAAAGAGAUUUGAUAGCUGGUUCUGUGUGCUGGGCAGGGAGGGCUUCACCUCGGGGAGACGCUACUGGCAGGUGCAGGUGGGGGGGAAUACACCGUGGAGAUUAGGAGUCAGCAGAGAGUCUGCACCGAGGAAGGGGGGGUUCAGCAUGACCCCCCAGCAGGGUUACUGGACUGUGGAGUGGUGGAGUGAUGAGUUCACUGCUCUCACUGACCCCCGGACCCCCCUCCCCCGGAGCCUGAAGCCCCAGAAGCUGGGGGUGUAUCUGGAUUAUGAGGAAGGGCAGCUCUCCUUUUACAAUGUGGAGACCAGAUCUCACAUCUACACUUUCAUUGACAUGGAGUUCAAUCCCAAUGAGAAACUCUAUCCAUUCUUCAGGACUGGGGACAAGAAAACAGACCUUGUGCUGGAGUCCCCUGACCCAGACCCUGUCAGCGCUGCAGAUUAAACACACAUUGCUGUCUGAACCAGGAAACUAUUCAAACAGCUCAGACAAUCUCCUCUUCACUUUCACUGACACUCUCUCUGCACUCUUCUGGGCUGAUGAGAAGAAAUCCUCUCUCUUUCACCCUCUUACCCUGAGUCCCUCCUCUUUAUUUCUCUACACCCCCUUUCCUACUCUUCCUUCCUGUCUCCCUCUCUCUUUCCCCUCCACCUCUCUCCAUCUCCUGCUCUCUCUUUCUCUCCUCUCCCCUUCUCCUCUCUGCCUCCCCUAUGGCUCUCCCCUCUUUCUCUCUCCCUUCCCUCUGAUAUGCUAAUCCCCUCCCUUUCCCACUCUCCCUCUCUCCUCCAUCCUCUCUAAUCUCCCUCUCUCCACCCUGCCUUCUCUACUCUCCCUCUCUCCUCCAUCCUCUCUACUCUCCCUCUCUCCUCCCUGCUCUCUCUACUCCCUCUCUCCUCCAUCCUCUCUACUCUCCCUCUCUCCUCCAUCCUCUCUACUCUCCCUCUCUCCACCCUGCCCUCUCUACACUCCCUCUCUCCUCCCUGCCUUCUCUACUCUCCCUCUCUCCUCUAUCCUCUCUACUCUCCCUCUCUCCUCCAUCCUCUCUCCUCUCCCUCUCUCCUCCAUCCUCUCUCCACCCUGCCCUCUCUACUCUCCCUCUCUCCUCCAUCCUCUCUACUCUCCCUCUCUCCUCCAUCCUCUCUCCUCUCCCUCUCUCCACCCUGCCCUCUCUACUCUCCCUCUCUCCUCCAUCCUCUCUACUCUCCCUCUCUCCUCCCUGCCUUCUCUACUCUCCCUCUCUCCUCCAACCUGCCCUCUACUCUCCCUCUCUCCACCUUGCCUUCUCUACUCUCCCUCUCCACCCUGCCUUCUCUAUUCUCCCUCUCUCCUCCCUGCCUUCUCCUCUCACCCUCUCUCCUGCAUCCUCUCUACUCUCCCUCUCUCCACCCUGCCCUCUCUACUCUCCCUCUCUCCUCCCUGCCUUCUCUACUCUCCCUCUCUCCACCCUGCCCUCUCUACUCUCCCUCUCUCCUCCAUCCUCUCUACUCUCCCUCUCUCCUCUCUCCUCCGUCUCCCUCUCUCCUCCCUCCCCCCUCUAAUUUUGUACUGUGAUAUUUUGUAACAGCUGUAAGUCUCCCUGGAUAAGGGUGUCUGCUAAGAAAUAAAUAAUGAUAAAAGACUUUCUAGACAAUAGAUGAAUGCAUUAUUUUCCAUGUAAUCAAUAUUUACACUGAAGCUGAGAUGUUCCCUGAGUAUUAUUCAUUGCUAAACUUAGUGACCUGAUUUCUGCUAUUUUGAUAUGAAUCUUCUGUUCUGUUUUUGUAGCACAUCUGUUUUCUAUCUUUCUUGAU